Molecule: messenger RNA, 537 nt
Organism: Penicillium brasilianum
Lineage: Eukaryota; Fungi; Ascomycota; Eurotiomycetes; Eurotiales; Aspergillaceae
Source: the annotation of a GenBank genome assembly
AUGAGCUUGCUGGCUAUCAAUACUGUCGAUCGCUUGGAUCGGCCUAGUGCCUACUAUGUAGGAAAGAACAAGCGGCGCAGCAGAUACAACGACAGGGAUGAGGAAGAUCAUGAGAGGGAGGACCCCAUGGCAAAGCUUCGGGAUGCGACUACCCUCUACGUGGGCAACUUGUCCUUCUACACGACCGAGGAACAGAUCCACGAGCUUUUCUCCAAGUGCGGCGAGAUCAAGCGACUGGUGAUGGGUCUCGAUCGGUUCAACAAGACCCCCUGCGGAUUCUGCUUUGUCGAAUACUAUACCCACCAAGAUGCACUGGAUUGCUUGAAGUAUGUUGGAGGCACAAAGCUGGAUGAGCGCAUUAUCCGAGCCGAUUUGGACCCUGGAUUUGAGGAGGGCCGUCAGUACGGACGUGGCAAGUCUGGUGGACAGGUUCGUGACGAGUAUCGUGAGGAAUACGACCCCGGCCGAGGUGGUUAUGGCCGUGCAUACGACGAGCAGCGCCAACGAGAGGAGGAACAGUACGGCGAGGGAAGGUAA